UUUAAUCUACACGUAAAGUUAUUUAACACUAGUGUAGUUUACAUAAUGGACUUCAAUGGGAAAGUGGCUUUGAUUACAGGCUCGUCUUCGGGUAUCGGCGAAGCGAUUGCCAUAAAGUUGUGGUCUUUGGGCGCAAAUGUAGUCAUCACUGGAAGGGAUGACAAACGUAUUGCUCAAGUGGUCGACAAAUGCCAGACGCGGGACAAUCAGAGAGCACUCGGAGUGAGGGCUGACUUAUUGGUGGACAAAGACAUCGAGGAAUUGGUGGCGAAGACUAUCAAAGAGUUCGGCAAAAUUAAUAUUCUGGUCAAUAAUAGCACCGCCGGAGGCUUUGCCAUCGUGCCAUUUGGUGAACCGGGCUAUUUGAACAUGUACGAUAUGCAAAUGAACGGCGAAUUACGCGCAAUUCAAGUGGUGACACAAUUAGCGUUACCGCACCUGGAGUUGACCAAGGGCAAUAUUGUUAAUAUAUCAAGCAUUGGCAGUAUUGUUCCGAAUAUUGAAAAUCCGCCCUUCUGUAUGGCCAAAAGUGGCUUGGACAUGUUCACUAAAUGCAUGGCCAUAUACCUCGGACCAAAAGGCGUCCGGGUGAAUAGUGUAAAUCCGUCGGCCACAAAGACUCCGGUUUUCGAGAGACGGACUGGAAGUACAAAAUUGUUGGAAUCUCUGGUCACUCACUGCCGGGAGACGUAUCCUUUGGGCCGAAUCGGCGAACCGCAAGACAUGGCCGAAGCGGUGGCCUUCUUGGCCUCCGAGCGCAGCGCGUCGUUCAUCACUGGCCUUAUAAUGCCUGUCGACGGCGGGGCUCUACUCGUGGCCUAGAUUUCAACCAUCAGUUGAUUAAAUCAAAUAAUGUGCGAUUUGCUUUAAAAACUAUUUAAAAAAACUUGAACAAUUCAUGA
Molecule: messenger RNA, 902 nt
Organism: Medioppia subpectinata
Lineage: Eukaryota; Metazoa; Arthropoda; Arachnida; Sarcoptiformes; Oppiidae
Source: the annotation of a GenBank genome assembly